AUGGAAUUAAUAAAAUCAUCUGAGAAAAUAUUAAUUAAAAUAUAUUAUCAAAUGAGUUCUUCUUCAAUAGAAACAGACUAAAUAACUCCCUCAAUAUUAAGAAGUAAUCAUAAUUACGUAAGGGAUUAGAAGUUUAAUAAUGUUAAUUUCUGA
Molecule: messenger RNA, 153 nt
Organism: Paramecium pentaurelia
Lineage: Eukaryota; Ciliophora; Oligohymenophorea; Peniculida; Parameciidae
Source: the annotation of a GenBank genome assembly